AUGUUACUUAGAUCCUCGCAAGGCAUUACCAGAUCAAUAAUAAUGUGUGCACAACGUUACUCGACAAUGUGGCCUACCAAAGCUUAUGUGAACGGCGAAUGGUGUGAUGCAAAAUCUGGAAAGACUUUCGACGUUGUCAAUCCGGCUACAGGAAAGACUAUCGCUACUGUACCAGAUUUGGAUGCUUCGGAUGUUCAAGUGGCUAUAAAUGCUGCAAAUGAUGCAUUCAACACAUGGAAAAAGACUACGGCUAAAGAAAGAAGUGAUCUAUUGAGAAACUGGUAUAAUAUUUUGGUUAAAAAUAAAGAUUAUUUAGCAGACAUUGUAACAUCAGAGGCUGGAAAACCAUUAGCGGAAUCAUUGGGUGAAGUAGCUUACGGAAAUUCAUUUGUUGAAUGGUUUUCGGAAGAAGCUCGACGAACUUAUGGGGAACAUGUUCCUAGUCCAAAUAAAACCAAAGAAAUUUUAAUGAUUCGUCAACCACUAGGACCAGUAGGUCUUAUUACACCAUGGAACUUCCCAAUUGCCAUGAUAACUAGAAAAGCUGGAGCUGCUUUGGCAGCAGGAUGUACAUGUGUCAUUAAACCGGCAGAAAAUACUCCAAUCACAGCAUUAGUUUUAGCAAAGUUUGCUGAAGACGCCGGCAUUCCCAAAGGUGUAAUUAACAUUGUAACUACAUCAAGAGAAAAUACUCCAGAAAUUGGUAAACUGUUAUGUGAAAGUCCAGACAUUUACGGUAUAUCAUUUACUGGAUCUACUGAGGUUGGAAAAUUACUGUACAAACAAUGCAGCAGCACAGUGAAACGUGUUGGUUUAGAAUUGGGAGGAAAUGCGCCAUUUGUAGUGUUCAAUGAAGCAGACAUCGACAAAGCAGUAGCUGGAGCAAUGGCUUCAAAGUUUAGAAACUGUGGGCAGACAUGUGUAAGUGCUAAUAGAUUUAUUAUUCAAAAAAAUGUAUUCACAGAAUUUGUUGAUAAAUUAAAAGUAGAAAUGGAUAAAUUAGUCAUGGGUGAUGGUAAGACUUGUGGUGUGAACUUAGGACCAUUGAUCAAUUUUGCUCAGGCAGAUAAGGUAGAUAGAAUAGUAAAUGAUGCUAAGAAUAAAGGAGCAACAAUCAUAACUGGUGGAAAACGGGCAUUAAGUGUUGGUGAACGAUUCUAUGAACCAACAUUAAUUACAAAUGUUACCAAAGACAUGGCCUGUUACGUGGAAGAGAUUUUUGGACCUGUUGCAGUAUGUAUUGAGUUUGAUACAGAACAAGAAGGAUUGGAGAUUGCAAAUAGUACAAACAGAGGGUUAGCUGGUUACUUUUACUCAAAUGAUUUGUCUCAAGUUUGGAGAGUAGCAAAGGCUCUAGAAGUUGGAAUGGUUGGUGUUAAUGAAGGUAUAAUAUCAGCCACAGAAGCAGCAUUCGGAGGUGUCAAAGAAUCUGGUCUCGGAAGAGAAGGUUCUCGCCAUGGUAUGGACGAAUAUACAGAAAUAAAAUAUAUUUGUUUUGGAAACCUAGAAUACUAA
Messenger RNA from Macrosiphum euphorbiae (potato aphid), 1515 nucleotides. Lineage: Eukaryota; Metazoa; Arthropoda; Insecta; Hemiptera; Aphididae. The record is from the annotation of a GenBank genome assembly.